AGAAAAAUCUGGUCACUUUUAGACUCUAGACAAUAAGCGAAGGUUUUAGAAAAAGUGUGCACUUUCUAAUUCAAGAAACUCAAAGAACGUUCUCUCUUCAUCCUCCGCUACCUUAUAUAUACUGACCUUUCAUCUGAUCUAAGACAUCAGAUCAAAGAACAAAAAGAAACAAGAAAACAAGCAAAGUUAACUCGCUCAAGAAACAACAACAAUGUCUCUAGUUCCAAGCCUUUUCGGAGGACGCAGGUCAAACGUUUUCGAUCCGUUCUCACUAGACGCAUGGGAUCCAUUCGAGGGCUUCUUCACUCCUUCCGCGUUAGCAAACGCUUCCGGCUCAACCGCUCGUGACAUUGCAGCGUUUACGAACGCGAGGGUGGACUGGAAGGAGACGCCCGAGGCACACGUGUUCAAAGCUGAUUUGCCAGGGCUGAAGAAAGAAGAGGUGAAGGUUGAGGUUGAAGACAAGAACAUACUUCAGAUAAGCGGAGAGAGGAGCAAGGAGAACGAAGAGAAGAACGACAAGUGGCACCGCGUGGAGAGGGCAAGCGGGAAGUUCAUGAGGAGGUUUAAGUUGCCGGAGAAUGCGAAGAUGGAGGAGGUGAAGGCGACAAUGGAGAACGGUGUGCUAACGGUUAUGGUGCCGAAAGCGCCUGAGAAGAAGCCUGAAGUUAAGUCUAUUGAUAUCUCUGGCUAAGCCACUGGGGAGGAAGAUGAAUGAUUGAAGAUUUGGUGUGUGGAAUAAAAAGCGUGUUUGAUUUAAAAGUUUGUGUUAUCUUUUAGUUUGUUGUGUUGUGAAAUUGUGGCUUUUCUUAAACCGUGAAUGUAAGAUGUUAUUACAGUGAAUAAACGAAUGUUUCUAUAGUCUCCAUGAAUGUAAGAUAUUAUAAGUUAAGAUAGGCUCAUGAUGUUAGUAGUUGUUCAAGCUGAUAGACAGAAAACUUAGAAAACUGAUGGACUCAUUAUCA
This is a messenger RNA of Brassica napus (rape), 965 nucleotides long. RefSeq names its product 18.1 kDa class I heat shock protein. Gene Ontology annotation, biological process: response to heat; response to hydrogen peroxide; protein folding. NCBI's taxonomy places the organism in Eukaryota, Viridiplantae, Streptophyta, Magnoliopsida, Brassicales, Brassicaceae. Bases 212 to 694 code for a protein of 160 amino acids. The transcript has a single exon. The record is from RefSeq and is a predicted model, not a curated record.